AUGGCCAGCAAAUGCAUCUCCCUGAUUACCGCUUUAUUUCUCGUUUCACUGGGUCUUAGCGCACAACCACUCACCUCCUAUACCAAUCUGCAAAGACAAGUAAUGGUUUGGGAUAACGGGCUUAUCCGUAAAAUCGACUAUCUGCCUGCGGUAGAAAUGAAAAUUGGCCGUACAACUAUCCCAUUCCUGGACAACUCCCGUUCCUUUAAGAUCUAUUAUGGCGGAGCUGCACGCGUUAUCAAUGCCGGCUUCACCAACUCUUUUAAUACCAGUGACCACCUCGUUACCUUCCUGAAUUCAAAAUCGCUGAAUGUAUUUGAUAAGGGUAAAAUCACCAACCUCUCACUGCUUUGUAAUGAAUACUAUAUGGGUGAUAGCCUGGUUGUAUUCCUGGAUGGCGUCCGUACAGAAUAUAAAGCCUAUUACAAUGGAGAGAUCUACCCGAUAGAAAGCUACCUCGCAUCAAACGCGUUAAAGGGGAUUGCCGUUUCUGAUAAUAUUGCAGCUUAUACCAACUACGCCCGCCAGUUCCGGAUAUUCUACCACGGUGAAGUCAUUGCACAGGAAGACAAUCCGGUUAAUUCAUUUGGUGUGGGCCGCAAUACCGUGGCGUAUAUGGAUGCGGAUAAAAAAUUAGUGAUCCUCGGCGCCGGCUUUGCCGGACUUCAAUUGGCCAGAAGACUUCAGAAAAACGAUAUUGAGAUCACGUUAAUCGACCAGUAUAAUUUCCACCAGUUCCAACCCUUAUUCUACCAGGUAGCCACGGCCCGUCUCGAACCCUCUAGUAUUUCCUUCCCUUUACGAAAGGUUUUUCAACGCCGGAAGAAUGUACACGUGCGUAUUACCCGGGUGACCCAUAUAGACAUCCAGGCACAGCAGGUACACACCAAUGAUGCCGGCGUUUUCGACUAUGACGGCCUGAUCGUUGCAACAGGUUGCACCAGCAAUUUUUUUGGCAAUAAAAACAUUGAAAAGUUUGCCUUCCCGAUGAAGAGUACGCCGGAGGCAAUCACCUUACGGAACCGCCUGUUAUUAAAUUUUGAGAAAGCACUGGCGGCUUCUCCUUACGAGCUGGAAGCCAUUAUGAAUAUUGUAGUAGCAGGCGGAGGCCCCACGGGUGUGGAGCUGGCGGGCUCUUUAUCGGAAAUGAAGCGCAAUGUAUUGCCACGUGAUUACCCCGAUAUGGACUUUACAAAGAUCACUAUUUACCUGAUCGAAGGAAGCCCCAAUACCCUGAAUGUGAUGAGCGAACCCUCGAAGCGCAAGUCGCAGGAGUACCUGGAAAAUAUGGGGGUAAAGGUCUGGACCAACACCCUUAUUAAAGAUUAUGAUGGCAGCGUAGUGACGAUGGCCGACGGGCGCACUAUUCAUACCCAUAAUCUUAUCUGGGCCGCCGGGGUAACGGGUAAUGUACCGCCCGGCAUUCCUAAAGAAACAUUGGUUCGGGGCAACCGUAUUAAGGUGAAUGAGUUUAACCAGGUAGAUGGUCUGACCAAUGUUUUUGCCAUCGGGGAUAUUGCGUAUAUGGAGCAACAGGACUGGCCAACCGGUCAUCCUCAACUGGCCAAUGUAGCUAAUCACCAGGCGAUGCACCUCGCUAAAAAUCUGAAACGCCUGCAGCGAAACGAAGCGAUGCAGCCAUUCAAAUAUAAAAACCCGGGCACCAUGGCUACUAUCGGCAAGCGGAAAGCAGUGGUGGACCUGCCCUUCAUCAAGUUUCAGGGAUUGCUGGCCUGGCUUACCUGGAUGUUCCUGCACCUGAUGCUGAUUGUUAGUGUAAAAAAUCGCCUGAUCAUUUUUAUUAACUGGGCCAUCAGCUAUUUCACCAACGACACUACGUUACGCCUUAUUCUUUUACCCACGAAAAAACAGAUUGAACUGGCCGAAGAGAAAGCCGCUGAAACUCCGGAGACCGGUUAUCCUGUAUUUGAUGAAAUGGUAUGCUAUCGCUACCAGGACACGACGACUUUUGCGGAGCUGAUGGUGUUCCAGAAAGAUAUUAUAGUAGACGGGCAAACCUUGCAUAAAGUGGCCGAUGUACUCAAGCUGGACGGUACCGGGCGGCAUAAGAUAGUGGUUGUUGGUGCCAACCGUUUUGCGGCUUUCUCCCAGAGAAAUAUCAUUAUUGCAGUGGAGGAUAUUGAUACCAGCGGCCAGUAUAGGCAACCUCAAAAGUCGAUACAGAUCCAUAGCGCUUAUACGCUUCAGCACAAGGGUUAUGUGUUUGAAAAAGUACCGACCCGCAAGCUUUAUCGCAUUGGCGACGACUUUUAUAAAGACCGGUGA
Molecule: messenger RNA, 2286 nt
Organism: Ostertagia ostertagi
Lineage: Eukaryota; Metazoa; Nematoda; Chromadorea; Rhabditida; Trichostrongylidae
Source: the annotation of a GenBank genome assembly